AUGUCAAUGUCCUGUGGGCUGGGGAGACGCACAGGAGGCACAGGGGGCUGGGAGAGCGCGGUGGGCCAGGCGGGAGCGGGAGCCACCAAGCUCUCGGGCCAGGAGCCCAACGCUCCACCAGGGACUGGGGUGCCAGGCAGCCGGCCGUCAACGGACGCGGGGAACGGCCAAGUGCCGGCUAUUGGCUGCGGCGGUUGCCUGUCACCGGGCAGCACUGCGACUGGGCUGCAAACCGGGACCUGGCGACCCGCGUCGCGCUGCAGGCUUCCCGGGUCCCUCUCCGCCGGACCGGGCCGCGGGAGCGCGGUUGCGCGGGGCUCAGAGACGCGGCGGCCGGGUCGCCGGAGCCAGCCGCCUCGCGGAAUCCCGCGUCCCCCGCCCCCCGCGGCGCCGCGCGGACUCGUUGUCGUUGCCGCGGCGGAGGGACCGCAGGGGCCCCGCGUCCCCAGACACUGGACGCGAAACGUUCUCACGUUCCGAGGCGACGGGCGCGAGUUGCCUGGGCCACAGGCCUCGGGGGCUCCCUCUCCCGCUGCAGCCGACGCCCCCGGGGCCGCGGGCCGUCAGCCGGACCCCGCGCGGUGCAGCGGAGACGAAGGCCCUGCCCGUCUCGGGGGGCAGCUGAGGUGCCCGAGCGGCGGCGGCCGCACGCAUCGUGCUGGCGGGGACCGGGCGGGCGGGAAGGGCCGCGGGCCUGGGUGCUGCAGGUCUACAGCGGAGCAAGCCCUGAAUGCCAGCUUCUCCCACCGACGCGGCCCUCAGGGUAUGGGGUUGCUUUGGGGACAGAAAGCUCCCCGUGUCUAAGCAGCGCUGCCUGU
Molecule: messenger RNA, 818 nt
Organism: Hipposideros armiger (great roundleaf bat)
Lineage: Eukaryota; Metazoa; Chordata; Mammalia; Chiroptera; Hipposideridae
Product: translation initiation factor IF-2-like
Exons: 2
Coding region: 1-804 (267 amino acids)
Source: RefSeq, a predicted model, not a curated record